AUGAUGGCUCAGUCUCCUCCAACAUAUCCCAACAAAGCGACAGUAACAGUUUCUGCCGAAACAGUGAAGGAGUUUGCAAAACAAAGAAAGUUGCGAGGUGGGUUUUAUAGAUUAUCGUGUAUGAAGGGACCGUUGAGGUUGCUGUGGACACAGCAUCGUGGAAAAGACGAUGGUAUGAAGAACAAUGUGGCUUUUUGGGGAAAGUGUGGAAUGCCACAUGACAUACCAACGUCUCUCUGGCUUUCGCUCUCAGACUAA
Messenger RNA from Sphenostylis stenocarpa, 258 nucleotides. The record is from the annotation of a GenBank genome assembly. NCBI's taxonomy places the organism in Eukaryota, Viridiplantae, Streptophyta, Magnoliopsida, Fabales, Fabaceae.